UUGGUACUGCAAAAAGACCGUGCCCAAGUGCUGCGUUAGCUUUGACUGGAUAACGUGAAUGACACAUUGUAGAAACUCGUGUUCACACCGCAUGUGGCGCAACGGAGAGAGGAGGCGUCAACAGCAGAGAAUCGCGUAGCUAGGUUGCUAGCUAAGGAAGAUUAUGGAGAUGAGCAGUAGCGAGUGCUUCCGAUGUGGCCGUCCUGGGCAUUGGAUCAAGAACUGCCCCGAAGCUGGAGGGCGUGGCCGCGGCAGGGGCAGAGGAAGAGGAAAGGAUCUGUUCUGCUAUCGCUGUGGAGAGCAAGGUCACAUUGCCAGAGACUGUGAACAGACUGAGGAUGCCUGCUACAACUGCCACAGGAGCGGCCAUAUUUCCCGUGACUGCAAGGAGCCCAAGAAGGAGCGGGAGCAGUGUUGCUACAGCUGUGGCAAGGCUGGCCACGUGGCCCGCGACUGCGACCAUGCCAAUGAGCAGAAGUGCUAUUCCUGCGGAGGCUUUGGCCACAUCCAGAAACUUUGCGAUAAAGUCAAAUGUUACAGGUGUGGCGAGAUCGGCCAUGUGGCUGUGCAGUGCAGCAAAGCCAGUGAGGUGAACUGCUACAAGUGCGGCAACACCGGCCACCUUGCUAAAGAGUGCACCAUUGAAGCCACAGCAUAAUCAGUGCCCUUUGUUGCCCCUCCUAUUUUUUUCUGAUUGAUGGUUGGUUGUAUUAUUUUCUCUGAAUCGUCUUCACCGGCCAAAGGUUGGCUGACCGAGGCUAGUCCCGGGCCAGUGAGCCUCUCGACAUGUAAUAUUGAGAAAGGGGUAAAAAAAAAUCUUUCUGCAUUCAACACAAAAAUUUUGUUUAGUUUGGUAGCAGUGUUAUGUUUAAUGCUUUGUUAAAGAAUCCCCCUUUCCAAGCCACUGGUGAGCAGAGAUGAAUGAAUGGGACUAAAUAUAUGAGAUCUAGAGGACCUCUGGGCUUGUGGAAAGUGAGUCUCAGUAAGAAGGGAGUAAAAAGAAACUUGAACUUCCAUGUAUGGUUUGUUUUAGCGGGAUAACAUAUGAGUUGGCCAAGAGCAUAUGACAUGGGUCAUAUGGUGUGAACUGUUACCCAUCUGCAUCUGGGCCCUACAAGCAGCUAAGUGCUGGGCGAUAACAUAAAUGAUGUGUUAUAUCGACAAAAGCCGUUUUGAAAGAAUCUUAAGUUCUUUUAUAAUAGAAAAAAAAUAAUUGUUUACAAUUCAAAGGAGUAUGGGUAAAUAGUCCAAGGUAGACGUUUCCCCCAAAAAAUGAUUUUUGGAAACUUUUACCUUGGAGGAAAAAUGUGCAUCAAGAACACAGUUGUCAGAUCAUCAGAAUUUGCAGUUAUUUGGGAGUGGAGAAUGUUUUCACAGAAAUCAAAUGUUAUUUUUGUACAAUAUCACUUAGACUACUGUAAAAAUACCAUUUGCUUGUACUCAGUUUUUAAGUCGGAAGGAAAUGCAACUGAAGUCCUAGAACAUAGAAAUGUAAUUUUAAACUAUCAAUAAAGCUGGAGGAGCACAGGGAG
Molecule: messenger RNA, 1532 nt
Organism: Oncorhynchus keta (chum salmon)
Lineage: Eukaryota; Metazoa; Chordata; Actinopteri; Salmoniformes; Salmonidae
Gene: cnbpa
Product: CCHC-type zinc finger, nucleic acid binding protein a
Exons: 5
Coding region: 164-658 (164 amino acids)
Biological process (GO): positive regulation of cytoplasmic translation
Cellular component (GO): cytoplasm
Molecular function (GO): single-stranded RNA binding; mRNA binding; translation regulator activity
Source: RefSeq, a predicted model, not a curated record